AUGGCACUGAUGUCUAAGCGAGGUGCAACUCCUGGAUAUCGUUGGAACCGAGACCAUCAUUCGCCUUGGCUGGAUGUACAGUACUUCGGCUACCCAGAGACAUUCGCGUUCGGAGUAAACGACAGGAUUCUGGGCGAAGAGGGACAAUUGAGACUGCGCGGUGCAACGCCAGCCAUUAGAGUCGCCCACGCUCGACUUGGGUGCUUAAUUGAGACGGCGCUCGGACCCACGACGCGAACCUUAGAACGCGACUUUCAAUUUCUACGCGUCUCCCCUGACGACCAGUUGCUUGCCCCUCUCUACAAUCACACAGACUCUACAGCAGAUCACCCAACAACACAAACGAUGGCAGAUAGGCAAUCAGCAUACUCGAUCAGCCUAUUUGGCGGCCAGGACAGUGAAGGUGGCCAGGAUACGGCUGCACCUUCGCGCGUUCAGCAGGCGCUGGUCGACUUCAUUAUGGAAUUCACAAUCGACAACAUCUUCAUCUACCGAGAUCAAAUCCGCGAAAAUGUCCUUUUAAAACAAUACUACUGCGAUAUAGAUAUUGCACAUCUCAUUAGCUACAGUCCUGAGCUUGCCCAUGACCUUAAGCAGAACCCGGCCGAAUUCGAAGCCGCAUUGAAGACAUGCACACAACGAAUCGUAUAUCCUUCGCAGAAGAACAUGAAAGAUAAACUUCCAGAACACCAAUUGCUCCUCCAUUCGAAUGCUGCAGAACUGUCAAUUCGCGACUUGACCGCAACAAACGUUUCACAACUUGUUCGCAUACCCGGCAUCAUUAUUGGUGCAUCCACAUUGUCUUCUAAAAGCACUGCAUUGGCCAUCCGGUGCCGCAACUGCCAGCAUGAGGAAAGGAUACCCGUCGCUGGAGGGUUUUCUGGUGUAUCGCUACCAAGAACAUGUUCGAGGCCGAGGGGAGAGGGAGAACAUCAUAGUGACAAAUGCCCACUUGAUCCUUACUACGUCCUGCAUGAGCGCUGCCAAUUCAUUGACCAGCAGGUGCUCAAGCUGCAGGAAGCCCCCGACCAAGUACCAGUUGGAGAGCUACCUCGACACAUCAUGAUCUCCGCAGAUCGCUAUCUCGCCAAUCGAGUUGUGCCUGGUACAAGAUGCUCUGUCAUGGGUAUCUUUUCCAUUUAUCAGCAGAAAGGCAAUAAACGUGGGGGGAACGCCGCAGUUGCAAUCCGCAACCCGUACAUUCGCGCGGUCGGCAUACAUCCCGAAAUUGAUCACAGCACAAAGGGCAAUGCUGUUUUCACUGAAGAGGAAGAGCAGGAGUUUCUUGAAAUGAGCCGGCGGCCGGACAUCUACGAUGUCUUUGCCAGAUGUAUCGCUCCCUCAAUCUAUGGAAAUCAAGACAUCAAGAAAGCCAUUGCGUGUCUAUUGAUGGGCGGUUCCAAAAAGAUCCUCCCAGACGGUAUGAAGUUGCGUGGUGACAUCAACGUUCUACUUCUCGGUGAUCCCGGUACUGCAAAGUCUCAACUGCUGAAAUUUGUGGAAAAGGUAUCGCCGAUUGCUAUCUACACCUCUGGAAAGGGCUCUUCUGCAGCUGGUCUGACAGCGUCCGUUCAACGUGACCACAACACGCGAGAAUUCUAUCUUGAGGGAGGUGCCAUGGUCCUGGCUGAUGGUGGCGUGGUCUGCAUUGAUGAAUUUGACAAGAUGAGGGACGAGGAUCGUGUGGCGAUUCACGAAGCCAUGGAGCAACAAACCAUUUCCAUUGCAAAGGCUGGUAUCACGACAAUCCUCAACUCGCGAACCUCUGUCCUCGCAGCUGCCAACCCUAUCUUUGGGCGUUACGAUGACAUGAAAACGCCCGGCGAGAACAUUGAUUUCCAGACGACAAUCUUGUCUCGAUUCGACAUGAUUUUCAUCGUCCGCGAUGAACAUGAUCGCGGCCGUGACGAAAGAAUAGCCAAGCACGUCAUGGGCAUCGCAAUGGGAGGACGAGGUGUAGAAGAGACUGUACAAGCGGAGAUUCCGAUUGAGAAGAUGAAGCGCUACAUCACCUACUGCCGCCAAAAGUGCGCACCCCGUCUAUCAGCCGAGGCGGCCGAGAAGCUGUCUUCGCAUUUCGUCAGCAUCAGGCGGCAAGUGCACGCUUCUGAAAUCAAUGCCAACCAACGAUCCAGCAUUCCCAUCACUGUCCGCCAACUCGAAGCCAUCAUCCGCAUCACCGAAUCCCUCGCCAAACUCUCGCUCUCGCCCAUUGCCGACGAAAGCCACGUGGACGAGGCCAUCCGCCUCUUCCUCGCCUCCACCAUGGACGCCGUCAACCAGGGCGAAGGCCAAAGCUCAAAAGAACUCAUGGACGAAGUUAACAAGGUCGAGGAAGAACUCAGACGUCGCAUGCCAAUUGGUUGGCAGGUCAAUCUCUCCACGCUCAAGCGCGAAAUGGUCGACGGCAAGGGCUACUCGGAACAAGCGCUCUCCCGCGCCUUGCACAUUAUGAAUGCCCGUGAGACUAUCCGCUGGCGACAUGGCGGCAGCUGCGUAUUCAGAGCGAGCGCCUAG
Molecule: messenger RNA, 2517 nt
Organism: Plenodomus lingam JN3
Lineage: Eukaryota; Fungi; Ascomycota; Dothideomycetes; Pleosporales; Leptosphaeriaceae
Source: RefSeq, a predicted model, not a curated record